This is a messenger RNA of Heteronotia binoei (common prickly gecko), 1686 nucleotides long. RefSeq names its product H-2 class I histocompatibility antigen, D-B alpha chain-like. The transcript is spliced from 11 exons. Gene Ontology annotation, cellular component: external side of plasma membrane. Gene Ontology annotation, biological process: immune response. NCBI's taxonomy places the organism in Eukaryota, Metazoa, Chordata, Lepidosauria, Squamata, Gekkonidae. The coding region runs from base 1 to 1686 and encodes 561 amino acids. The record is from RefSeq and is a predicted model, not a curated record.
AUGUCUGCCCAGGCCUCAGGCUCCUCCUCCCCCCACUCCCUGCGCUACUUCUACACAGCAGUGUCUGAGCCUGGUUCGGGGCUGCCCCAGUUCAUCACGGUGGGCUACGUGGACGACCAGCCCUUCAUCAAGUAUGACAGCAUCACGAGAAAUGUGUCCCUGGUUCCCUGGAUGGAGAAGGUGGUGGAAUACAAGGCUGACUACUGGGAGUGGGAGACCCAGAUCUUGCAGGGCACAGAGACUUCGUUCCGAGGGAAGCUGGUGACGCUGCGGGAUCGCUUCCACCAGAACGACACAGGCGAAAGAGGGCCCUGCCUCACCACUGUUGGGGGAUGGAAUCAAAGGGUUCCUGGGACGGGGGCGGCCCUGGGAAAGCUGGGAGACCCCCGGCAGGACGGGUGGGCGCUCUGCAGCCUCCUCCCUCUUCUCGGUGGGGGGGAGAGAGGGGCCCCCCCACAAAGCGAAGGGACCUCAGAGACCCCCCCCCCCUAUUGUGUGUCUCUUGCAGGGCUCCACACCUGGCAGUGGAUGUACGGCUGCGAGGUGGGGCCGGACGGGCGGUUCACUGGGGGGCUUUACCAGUUCGCCUAUGACGGGGAAGACUUCAUCACCCUGGACAGGGAGACCCUCACCUGGACGGCCCGCGUCCCCCAGGCCCUGGACACCAAGCGGUGCUUGGAGGGCGAGAUCCAGUGGGCCGAGCGCACCAACUUCUACCUGGAGGAGACCUGCGUGGCGUGGCUGCGGAGGCACCUGGGCUAUGGCCAGGAGAGCCUCCUGAGGACAGAGGCACCAAUGCCAAGGGUGGCACGCAAGGAGGGCCACAAUGGCCAGGAGACCCUCUUCUGCCAGCUCUACGGCUUCUACCCCAAGGGGAUUGAGGUCACCUGGAUGAAGGACGGGGAGGACCGGAGGCCGGAGACCCUGACGGGGGGUGUCGUCCCCAACUCGGACGGGACCUACCACACCUGGCUCAGCAUCGAGGUGGACCCCAAGGAGAGGGACCGCUACCGGUGCCGAGUGGGGCACGACAGCCUGCCGGAGAUCCUGGACUUGGCCUGGGAGGACCCAGGACCCAGCUGGGGGCUCAUUGUGGGAGUCCUCGUCGGGGUCACCCUCGCUGCCCUUGCGCUGGGGGCUGGAGUCGCCCUCUACUGGAAAAGACGUAGUCGGCCGGAGGGUGGUUACAAUGGAACACCAGCGUUUAUCCCCAGCCAAAACAUCCAGCCAUUAAAGCUCCUUCAUGACCUCAUAUAUGGCCAGGGGUCCUCAACUCCCGGACCGGUACCAGGCCGCAGCCUGUCCUUAAUCGGGCCGGCUGGGGAAGGGGCCGUGAAGCGCUUUCUGCGCUCUGUAAAUGUCAAUCUCCCCCCCUGCCGAUCACCUGAUUGGCGGGGAAACCAUGUGAAACUGCGACGGCCAGCAGCUGCUGAAAAAGCUGCGCUGCCCUUGCCUUCUUCCCAGCUGGAAGCACAGACUCUUGCUGCCUGCGGCCGAGCUCAGGCUGCCGGCGACGGCUCUGCCCGGCGACUCCUGACGUUUCCUGGGAUCCUCUUUCUGAUUGGAGAGAAAUUCCCCCCUCGGCCAAUCCGGGCUCUCGCUCCGCGCGUUCCUCCCAGCCGGGUCCGGGGAAAGUGCGUUGCAAGCCCGGCGGGCGCAGAAGCGCGUUUGGAGCUGCGGGGAUGA